AAACUCGAAACUAACUACAAAACAAGUGUAGAAAAAAGUGCUGACAAUUAAAAUUAAAUUUUGUGCAACAAACUAAACCUGCAAAAACACCAGAAAAAAAAACAAAAAAAAAAAAGAAACCAAAAGAACAAAAUGUUGCAAGUGCCAGUGGCAAGUAUUUUGCUGCUGUUGCUGCAAAUUGCUGUUGCUGUUGCUGCUGCUGAUACUGGAAGUGGAGACUCAUCAUCAUCAUCAUCGGCGUCGUCAUCAUCACCAACAACAACAACAACCACUUUGAUUGUGGAACGUCAAAUUGAUGCCAGUCUAAAGAAUGCCAAAUUGAUUGAGAGCAAAGUGUUGCCCGAUUUGGUUGGCUUGCAACGCAAUCAGGAUGAUGACAAGUGGCAGCAGAUCUACCGGUUUAUUGACGAUGGUUUUCCUGUACUCGAAUUAUAUGGCUAUAAGGCAAAGACAGAUACACCUUAUACAUUGAUUAUACCCAAAAUCGAUGUGAGAACCAUUGAAAAGCCACGUUUAAAGGAAUUCAUGCUGGAGCAUUUGGUGCCUGGUAAAAUCUAUGAGAGCUAUAAUAGCAAUGGUAAUGGUAAUGGUAAUGGUAACGGCAACAGCAAGGAAGAGGAGGAGCUCUAUGGCAAUGGAAAUGGACAUAAAAUCGUUUUUCGUAAAUUGGAAAAAUCCCACAACAAUGUUUGGCUACUCAAUGGUCAGCAAAUACUCUAUAAGCUACGUAUCAAUGAGAAUUUGAUGGCCAUUGCAAUUGAUGGUUAUUUGGGUGAUAGAAAAUCGCCAUAUUCGAAGCGUAACAUCCAGGAAACGAAUAAUCGCUAUAAUGACCCACAACCCUUGGAGCAGCCAAAUAUAACGAAUGCUGCUGCUGCCCAUGCCAAAGUUGAGCCCAUUAUUAAGGAGACGAAACCGAGUCCAUUGAUGUCCUUUCUAUCCAACAUGAAGACGGGCACAAAAGUUUUUCAACAUUUUCUAUCGAAAUCAAAUUUGACACGCAUUAUGGAUGCAGAUAAUGCCUAUACGGUAUUAAUACCAUCCGAUAAUGCCUUUCAACGUUGGCAUCCCAUCGAUUGGGGCUUCUAUCCGUUCAGUGUGCCAGAGUUCACCGAGAGUGUGUUGCGCAAUCAUUUCCUGCCCAUGCAACGGCCGUUGCGCAUGUCGGAUGUUAAGAACAUGGACCAAAUGGUUGUUCACACCAUGGGCGGUGAAAAUGUGGUAUUCCAUGGACAACCCACCCCGACGGUAAAUAAUGUCAGCAUUAUGGCCGACUACACCCUCAUAAAUGGCAAUCAGGUGUUCAUUAUAUCGGAAGUACUGUUUGUCUCCGAGGCUGUGGUAUCCAAAUUGCAUCAGAUGCAUAAGGAUAAGGAGACGCCACCAUUGCUUGCCUUUCCCUGGUUUGGUGCCCAAUUUCUAUCGCAUUCGUUUUUGGCUUUGGAAAGAGAUCCAAGAUUUACACAAAUCACCAGAUAUCUUAACAAUGCCGAGAUCGCUCCGCAUAUCUCUGGUGCUAACUAUACAUUCUUUGUGCCGGAAGAUAAGGCAUUUGAGAAAAUUGGAUUCGAUCGAUUAUCUGAUGAUGUUAUGGGAUCACAACGUGGCAUUAAAAUGCUUUUAAAUCAUUUUGUACGCGGUCGUCUAUAUAAUCGAGAUCUACGCGAUAAUGAAGUAUAUGAGACCAUCGGCGGUGGUCAUAUAAAAGUCACACGUAAUCCUGGUAGCAAUUAUACCAGUGUGAAUAAUGCUCAAAUAACAGAAAGUGAAGUUUUUGUCUAUAAUUUGGGUACCAUGUAUUAUAUAGACGAUAUUUUAUAUUCCCAUAUGCUGAGAGAUCAUAUCAUUAAGUCAACUAAAACGAGAUCAAAUCGAAAUGGCGGAGAUUCUGGUGGAGGCGGAUCACGAAGUACAUCAACGCGUCCCGAUGUAGAGAUCGUACCCAAUGAAUUCGAGAGUGAGCACAGUGGUGGAGAUUAUGCCAUACAUGGUGAUGAUGAUGAUUUCGAGGAUGAGAUUAUAACGCCAAAAGCGCUACCCGUCCAGAUCUAUGAGUUGCCCAAGUAAACAAAGACAUAAAAAGUAAUGAUGGUAAUGACAAAAACAGAAACAGGAAGAAAAAGGAAGAGAUUGACAUUGGCCGAGCCGUUUUCCGUUUUUCAUUUUGUGUUUUCUUUUCUUUUUUUUGUAUGGGGUAAAUAAUUCAAAAACAAUUUCGUAGUUUGUUGCUUGUGGCGCUUAAAGCGUUUUGUAUAGUUCUCAGCUAAUUUUUUGAUUAAAAUGUAUAAUUUUUGUUUCUAGUUUAGUA
Molecule: messenger RNA, 2308 nt
Organism: Drosophila willistoni
Lineage: Eukaryota; Metazoa; Arthropoda; Insecta; Diptera; Drosophilidae
Exons: 7
Coding region: 133-2067 (644 amino acids)
Biological process (GO): cell adhesion; extracellular matrix organization
Cellular component (GO): extracellular matrix
Molecular function (GO): cell adhesion molecule binding
Source: RefSeq, a predicted model, not a curated record